AUGGCUUCCUCUGAUUUUGCAGCAAGCACUACGACCACCAUGUCUACAGGCUCCCCCUCAGUUAACAUCUCUCGUGAAGCAACAUGGAAGGCACAGGGUUAUCACGCCCGCAAACCCCAACCUCACCACUUGGAGAUGGAGGACUAUUUCGCCGGUCCUAGAGAUAUGGCAAGACACUCCAAACUGCCCUUCUUCAUGCGCUUGCACGGCAGUGUCUUGCCCAAGAUGCUCCUUCCCCUGCUCUUCAUUGGCGGCUGGUCAGUCCAUUCUUCUACCUCAUGA
Aureobasidium musti is the source of this 282-nucleotide messenger RNA. The record is from the annotation of a GenBank genome assembly. NCBI's taxonomy places the organism in Eukaryota, Fungi, Ascomycota, Dothideomycetes, Dothideales, Saccotheciaceae.